GUUUGCUGGAGCUUCCUCACUGUCAUAGGGUAGUGAGGGGAUCUGCUGGUGUUGUUAUCACGUGUUAUAUGACUCUGGGAAGGGGGUAUCAAAAAAGAUGGCGUGCUGCGGGGGUUCGGUUUGCUGUUGCUGCGGAAAUCGGGAGAGCCGCACCCCAGAGGAAUUGACUAUACUAGGAGAAACACAUGAAGAAGAUGAGGAGAUUCUACCCCGGAAAGAUUAUGAAAGCUUGGAUUAUGACCGAUGUAUUAGUGAUCCAUAUCUUGAAGUUCUGGAGAGUAUCAACUAUAAGAGAGCCUGGAGGUAUGAGGCAGUGAGGUGGAUAAUGGUGUUUGCUAUAGGAGUCUGCACUGGACUGGUUGGGCUCUUUGUAGAUUUCUUUGUCCAGCUCUUCUCCCGGUUUAAGUAUAGAGUGGUACAAGGAUCUGUUGAAGAAUGUACUGAGAGGGGUUGUUUGGCACUUUCACUUUUGGAGCUCCUGGGAUUCAACUUAACGUUUACCUUUAUUGCAACACUAUUUGUCCUAAUUCAGCCUGUGGCAGCUGGUUCUGGGAUACCGGAGAUAAAAUGUUACCUUAAUGGGGUGAAGGUUCCAGGUGUUGUCCGUCUCCGUACAUUAGUGUGCAAGGCCUUGGGUGUCUUAUUCGGUGUGUCUGGAGGUCUGUUCGUUGGCAAGGAAGGCCCAAUGAUUCACAGUGGUGCUGUUGUAGGAGCAGGUUUACCCCAGUUUCAGAGCAUUUCGUUCCAGAAGAUACGUUUUGAUUUUCCAUAUUUCCGGAGUGACAGGGACAAGAGAGAUUUUGUAUCUGCUGGAGCAGCUGCUGGUGUGGCUGCUGCUUUUGGUGCGCCUAUCGGAGGUACGCUAUUCAGUCUGGAAGAAGGGUCCUCUUUCUGGAAUCAGGGCCUCACAUGGAAAGUGCUCUUCUGUUCCAUGUCAGCAACAUUUACCCUGAAUUUCUUCCGUUCUGGGAUUCAGUUUUCAAGCUGGGGAUCAUUUCAACUGCCUGGGCUGCUUAAUUUUGGGGAGUUUAAGUGCCCUGAUGCUGAUAAGAAGUGUCAUCUGUGGACUGUUGUAGACCUGGCAUUUUUCAUCAUUAUGGGUGUGACUGGAGGUUUGCUUGGAGCAACAUUCAACUGUCUGAAUAAAAGGCUAGCUAAAUAUCGCAUGAAAAAUGUUCACCCCAAACCAAAACUUGUCAGAGUGUUUGAAAGUUUGCUUAUCUCUCUGGUUACAACAGUGAUAGUAUUUGUUGCUUCAAUGGUUUUGGGAGAAUGUAGAGAAUUGUCUCCUUCCAACUGGAGCAAUACUUCCCUAACUGUGCAGGUCUCGUCUUCAGAAGAAGUGAAUUCAAGUAUAAAGACAUUUUUCUGUCCUAAUAAUACAUACAAUGACAUGGCAACACUUUUCUUUAAUCCUCAGGAAUCUGCAAUCUUACAGCUUUUUCAUCAGGAUGGCACUUUCAGCCCAGUCACUCUAUCUUUUUUCUGCUGUAUGUACUUCCUCCUGUCCUGCUGGACAUAUGGUAUCUCUGUUCCCAGUGGUCUCUUUGUGCCUUCAUUACUUUGUGGUGCAGCCUAUGGACGCUUGGUUGCUAAUCUUCUUAAAAGCUACCUUGGAUUUUCACACAUAUACUCUGGAACAUUUGCCCUGAUUGGUGCUGCAGCAUUCCUGGGUGGUGUGGUUCGUAUGACUAUCAGCCUUACAGUCAUUCUCAUUGAAUCAACUAAUGAGAUUUCUUAUGGAUUGCCAAUAAUGAUCACAUUAAUGGUGGCCAAGUGGACUGGUGAUUUCUUUAACAAAGGCAUUUAUGAUAUCCAUGUGGAAUUAAGAGGGGUUCCUCUGCUGGAAUGGGAAACCGAAGAGGAAAUGGACAAACUGAGAGCCAGUGACAUCAUGGAACCCAACCUCACAUAUGUUUACCCACACACCCGAAUUCAGUCCUUGGUCAGCAUCCUUCGUACAACUGCCCAUCAUGCAUUUCCGGUAGUGACUGAGAACCGUGGCAAUGAAAAAGAAUUCAUGAAAGGAAACCAACUUAUCAGUAACAAUAUUAAAUUUAAGAAAGCAAGCAUUUUAACACGGGCUGGAGAGCAGAGAAAGCGAAGUCAGUCUAUGAAGUCUUAUCCAUCCAGUGAGCUACGCAAUAUGUGUGAUGAGCACAUUGCUACUGAAGAACCUGUUGAGAAAGAGGACAUGCUACAACAGAUGUUGGAACGGAGGUAUACCCCUUAUCCCAACCUCUACCCUGAUCAGUCUCCAAGUGAAGAGUGGACAAUGGAAGAACGGUUUAGACCAUUGACUUUCCAUGGUCUCAUCCUUCGUUCCCAGCUGGUCACAUUGUUAGUUCGUGGAGUGUGCUAUGCUGAGAAUCAGUCUAGUGCAAACCAGCCCCGUCUUUCACAUGCAGAAAUGUGUGAAGAUUAUCCACGUUACCCUGACAUUCAUGAUGUCAACCUUACUCUCCUAAAUCCAAGAAUGAUAGUGGAUGUUACGCCCUACAUGAACGUUUGUCCCUUUAAUGUGUCACCUAAUACCCAUGUCUCGCAGGUGUUCAACCUAUUUAGAACAAUGGGACUGAGGCAUUUACCAGUGGUAAAUGCAGUUGGAGAAAUUGUUGGAAUAAUAACACGGCACAACUUAACCCAUGAAUUUCUGCAAGCCCGUCUAAGGCAGCAUUAUAUGACUUCCUGAUGAUGCUCUGCAAGGAAAUUAUCAGCCCAUUUAAGGACUGGUUCUCUUCACCUUUACAGAGGACUGAGCCUUCCAGGACUGCUCCUCUGGGUUCAUAACUGUUAAGACACCUCUACCAAGACCAUAAAAGGCUUCUUGCCUUCUCUGUCUCCUUACCCAGUUUCUAAAGAGGGAUACUUCUAGCAUGAAAACAAGAUAUUCUAACGUAAUUUUAAGGGGAAUUAUAAACCUGUGUUCAGCAUGAGCCAUAUAAUUAGGAGGAGUGACAUUGUGUUGUACCUACUGUUUUAAUUUUUAAAAUGAAAAGUUUACUAUAAGAGUGUAACAGUGCAUUUAAAGAAUAUCAAUUGCUGUGUUGUAGGCAAAUAUUGCCUUAAAACAAGCACUUUCAAACAGUUCUCAAUGAGGGCAUUUGAGGAGAUUUUGCUUUUGUGUCAUAGCUAUAGGAAAACACAAGUUGAGAAAAUCCCACAGUUUGUCAUUUGCAUUAAUCAAAUGUCCUUUUCCCUUAUUUCACUUCAAAUCAUUAAGAUGCUAUUUGAUUUAUGUACCAGGAAAUAUGCAAGCGGAAAAGUGCCUAUAACUUGUUAGAGUUGUUUUUAGUGCUAUGUUUGUUUAGCAAAACACAUAAAGGCAAAGAAAAAAUGUUAUGAGGUCUGUUCAUAUUCUCUCAUUUAGACCUCUAAAACAGACUCCUCUUUGCCUAAUUUGUUUGGGACACAGGGAAAGUGUCACAGUGAAAGUGUUGACCUUUUUUUAUUGAAGAAUACAUUUGUUUAGACCAAAAAAAUUAGUUUUGCUCAUGUUGAACUUAGAUUAAUAAUUUCCCCUUUAAAAGAAUUUUCAAGUGAAUAUUUUAGACCUAUCAUUAAUCUUUCAUAUGCUUUUACUGUACCUUUUAUUAACUAUUUCCUGCAUUUUAGCUUAUUACACACAUACAGAGAUAGCAUCUAGGUCUGUCUGCAUUAACAUUUGUUCUGCCUGUCUACAGAAAUAGGUUAUAUCCCACAAGCUGUUACAUUAGAGUUGUGCUUUUUUUUUUUUUUUUUUUUACUAAAUUUAUAGUUUCACAUAUAAUUUUGUCAGGAAAAAUCCCAACAUAAUUUUAUUUGCUCUUUAAAACGUACGUUAUACGUAUGUUAUUUGACUUGGUUAAUUACGUUAUCCUCCCCUCAAGGGCUGGUUUAAAGGCAGCACAAGGAGGGCAUUUGUUUUUGUCCUCCUGCAGGAGAGAGGGUUUUUUUUUCUAAAAAAAAAAAAAAAGUCUAUGGUAAAGGUUCAAAUUGCAUAGUGUUAUUUUGUAUUUAAAUAUUUGGGGGAUAACUAUAUGCUGAAAUGUUUUUGCUGAAUAUUAUAUUCAGCAAUGACCUAAAGACUGCAUGUUGAAUAUUUCCGAUUUCCCAAUAUUUUUUUUACCCUCAGAUUGGGACCCAGCCUUUCUCUUUUGCACAAGACACCCUUGUAGGUGCUUGGACUUUCCACAGAUCACACAAUAAUCCCUGUUUCUUAUAACAGACCUAAAACAGGUCUAAAGCCAUAAUAAACACCAGAAGUUAUUAUCCAGUAACGCAUCUUAGGCAACACGUUUACUGUUGGCAUAAAUAACCAAUGACAUGAUUUAUGUAGUACAUUUCUUCAGUGCUGCAUUUUAACAGGUCCAUCACACAGUAAUUUAUUAAAGGGAAGCUUUUAUGGUAACUUAAAAUUGCUGGCCUUCUUCAAACAGAAUCAGGGCAAGCAGACCGUGUGAUUAUUUUCAUGCUUAAAUUCUAUGGCUGUCACCACUUCUCUGGCCCUGCAACUCUUAUUUUCUACAUAAGAAUGAGUAGGUUUUGUGUGUGACAACUGCUCAUUGAGCACCUCACACACUUCUGGGCGAGUGAUGGCUAUGGAAGUAAAUUGUAAUUUUUUUAAUAAUAGAUAAUAAACAAAGUCUCCGUAUACCCCUAAAAUAAUAUAUGAACUAUAUAUAUAAUAUAUAUAUAUAUAUAUAUAUAUAUAUAUAUGAACAGAAGAGCACUAGGACACCACUAGCAUGCUAAAAUUAUAUACAUGAGGGCUCAUUUAUGUCCGCAAGACCAGUUGCAGUCCCUGCAGUCAGGUGCAUGGAAAACCACUUUCAUUAAACUAACUUGCAUCAAAAUGUGCUCCUUGCACUUCCCUGUAGUUACACUCAGCACUGUUCAGUCCUUCCUGUUUGCUGUUACAAAUCUAGCCCUGCGGCGCCUAUUAAUGCAGUGGAACCCUGGAGCUACUCCCGUCUCUUGACCAGGCAGUAGCUCCAUGGUUCCAUCAGUGCCCUAUGACAAUUGCUGCAGUUCAGUUGCGCCAAAAGAAUAGGGCACACACCAAUCACUGGAAAUGAUGCCGGCAAAAAUAUUUGCCGCGAUAAUGUCUGAUUUUGAUGAAUCGGCCACAAUUGUGUCAAGAGAAUCACCCCUGUGUGACUGCAACAACGCUGGAAUUCUGGGGAAAACAACUCUGCAUUUUGGAGAAAAAACAUACUUUCAUAAUAUAGAUAAAUGCCCUGGCAGAGGCAUCUCCCCCAUCCUGCUAUAUCUGCCGUAUCUUUAUACAGUAACAUUAUCACAGUGCUCAUAUCUCACAGGCAAAUCUACGCGGCUCAGUCCCCUUACGAUUCCUCUUACAGUGAGAGAGAAAUUAACUUUUAGAGCACUGUUGACUUGCCAGUAUAAGUUUAUAUGAAGUGAUUUCAGAAAUACAAGGAUGAUCUUACUUUUGUUCACAUUUUGCUUUCAUUUUCUUUUGUACACACUAUUUUUAUUUUUUUGCACAGUGGGCUUUUUUAGAAAAUAAAAAGCUUGCCACUUAAAACUGAUGAGAGUUUUAUAUUUUGAAAACAAAGCAAUGAGAGAAAAUGCAAGCAAUAUUGAGUUUUCUGACUUCCUGUCUUUGAAUAGUUAUAUAUAUGCCUCAAAUUGUUUGCAACAUUCUGUUCUUAAGUUAUGUUCAUAAUGUCAGUUUUUUUUAAACAACUUAACCACAAAGAAAAUAUUGAAAAUGAUUUCAGUUGCUGCUCUGGUUUACUGUACUUGAAACAAAUUUUAACCUAGUUGUAAUCUCUAGUAAAGAAGAGAACCCUGGGAUUGGGAGGAGUAUAGAAAGUUAUGCUAAAAACCUGUUUCUGCGGUUAUUCUUGCUUCAGUGCACAUUUUCAGGGUUUUUGAAGACUGAUAUGCAAAAAAUCCUGUAUUUAUUACUCUUUAAAUGUCAGAGUAUUAUUUUUGCUAAAAUGUCACCAACAUCUUUUGUUUUUUUAUGUUUCAGAUCAUGUUUAAUUCUGUUUUUUUCUAUGCCAUAGCUCAGAUGUUCUGAAAGUAAUUGUUAGCAAAAUUUCAUGCCGAAUUUUAGAAAGCAUUAUUAUUAAAUACUCCAUUUUUUUUCAAAUUUUCAAAUGUUGUCUUCUUGAACAACUUAACUUCCAGUGGAACAAUCAACAGGCCAUCUGACAUAGUAAUACUAGUGAUUUUAUUUAAGGCUGCUGACAGCUAAGGGACCAUUGAUUUUUAUAUCCCUUAACUUUUAUAUCCCUUAGAUCUUUUAACAUUCCAUUGUGUAUUAUUUGCACUUUUGCUGACAUAAUUGUGUUUUUUGCCUAAUUUGGGACCAGUUUUAAAGUACUCCAUAACAAGCCAACAAGUUAAAUACAUAUUUUUGUUUUAUUGGUUUUAUUCUAUUGCAUAUUUAUUUUUGUAGAAAAGGUGCAUAAACACUAUAAGAACAUCCGAAAUAAAUCUAAAAUAGUAAAUCUUAAAUACAUUUUUAACACAGAAAGAAAAAAUAUUACAGAUUAUCUAUGACUCUCAAGAACUAUUUUCAAAGCCCUUCAUUAAGAUGGCAACCCUUUCCAAUCCCUCCCACACCUUGUUCUAUACUGAAGUGAUGGAUUCUGGGACUUGAAAUCCCCCUUUCUUUCUCAAAUAAAGACAUCAUUUCCCAGAAUCCAUCACUGUAAGGUAAUUCUGAGGCACCUUUUCUACAUAAGCCCAACUAAGUACAUAUAAGUACUUAGUAACUAUAAGUACAUAUACAAACAAUGGAAUGCUUUCCUAUUUAUCCUUUAAUCAUGGCUUGUUAACGGGUCCCUGAAGACUGGUCUGAGAUAUUAUAGUAUAAGCUAUUUUAUGUUUUAAUUGUAAAUAAAUUUGUGUAGUUUUAUUUUUUAUGUAUUUAAUUUCUGUAUAAGAUUACUAUUGUUACUUGGUUACACGUCUGAAUAAAAAAAAAAGUUUA
Messenger RNA from Xenopus tropicalis (tropical clawed frog), 6946 nucleotides. RefSeq names its product chloride channel, voltage-sensitive 6 (gene clcn6). The record is from RefSeq and is a predicted model, not a curated record. Bases 98 to 2692 code for a protein of 864 amino acids. NCBI's taxonomy places the organism in Eukaryota, Metazoa, Chordata, Amphibia, Anura, Pipidae. The transcript is spliced from 23 exons. Gene Ontology annotation, biological process: chloride transmembrane transport; transmembrane transport; chloride transport. Gene Ontology annotation, cellular component: late endosome membrane; endosome membrane; membrane. Gene Ontology annotation, molecular function: chloride channel activity; chloride transmembrane transporter activity; voltage-gated chloride channel activity.